UUAAAGUAAAUUACAAUUUUGACCAUAGUAGCUAACAAUUUAUUUUAUGUAGAUAUAGAUAAAUGAUUUCACUUUACAUCAUAACAAACUCACAUAAAUUAAUGAUGGGUCAAAUAGAGGAUGGGGUUUGUUAACAAGAAACCCGUCAAUGCCUCACUCUCUCUCCUUAAACUCAUCUCAAGAACACAAAAACCUUAGAAAAAACUAAAAAAAUUUAAAACAAAAUUUUGUUUAGUCAUCAAAAUGUCUCUUCUUUCCGAUCUCGUUAAUCUCGAUCUUUCUGGUUCCACUGAAAAAAUCAUCGCAGAAUACAUAUGGAUUGGUGGUUCUGGUGUGGACAUAAGAAGCAAAGCUAGGACCCUACCUGGACCGGUCUCUGAUCCUUCAGAACUACCAAAAUGGAACUACGACGGAUCUAGCACCAAGCAAGCCCGUGGCGAGGACAGUGAAAUCAUUAUACAUCCUCAAGCAAUAUAUAAGGAUCCAUUCAGGAGAGGCAACAACAUUCUCGUAAGUUGUUCAUAUCUAUAUUUGCAGGUGAUGUGUGAUGCAUACAACCCUCAAGGAGACCCGAUUCUAACUAAUAAACGUCAUAAUGCCGCAAAAAUAUUUAGCCAUUCUGACGUCAUUGCAGAAGAACCCUGGUUUGGCAUAGAGCAAGAGUAUACAUUGCUACAAAAAGAUGUAAAGUGGCCAAUUGGGUGGCCUAUUGGAGGGUACCCUGGACCUCAAGGACCGUAUUAUUGUGGGACAGGUGCUGAUAAAGCCUUUGGGCGCGAUAUUGUUGAUGCACAUUACAAGGCUUGUUUGUAUGCCGGAAUAAAUAUUAGUGGCACUAAUGGAGAGGUUAUGCCUGGCCAGUGGGAGUUUCAAGUUGGUCCAUCGGUUGGCAUCUCCGCCGGCGACCAGGUGUGGGUGGCUCGCUACAUUUUAGAGAGGAUAACUGAGAUCGCCGGAGUGGUUCUUUCAUUUGACCCAAAACCUGUUCAUGGUGAUUGGAAUGGAGCAGGUGCUCACACGAACUACAGUACAAAAUCAAUGAGAUCGGAUGGAGGUUUUGAUGUGAUAAGGAAGGCGAUUGGAAAGCUUGAAAAGAGGCAUAAGGAACAUAUGGCUGCUUAUGGAGAAGGCAAUGAGCGCCGACUAACCGGAAAGCAUGAGACGGCAGAUAUCAAUAACUUCAAUUGGGGUGUAGCGGAUCGUGGCGCAUCAGUUAGGGUUGGAAGAGAAACGGAGAAGGCAAAUAAAGGUUAUUUUGAGGACAGAAGGCCAUCAUCGAAUAUGGAUCCUUAUGUUGUCACUUCAAUGAUUGCUGAGACAACCAUUAUCUGGCAGCCUUGAGUCUUUUGAACACUCAUGUUUUGGCAUCUUUGUGAUCAUGGGUUGGAUCAAGGAUUUCUAGCUAGUAGUGCUUAGUUCUAUUUAUUAUUUAUUUUAAAAGAGUUGUUAUUUUUCGAUUACGUUUCUUGGUCUUUAGGUGCAAAUAGUUAGUAGUAGAAGUAAU
Lactuca sativa (garden lettuce) is the source of this 1504-nucleotide messenger RNA. It is a transcript of the gene GLN1;5, whose product is annotated as glutamine synthetase 1;5. The record is from RefSeq and is a predicted model, not a curated record. NCBI's taxonomy places the organism in Eukaryota, Viridiplantae, Streptophyta, Magnoliopsida, Asterales, Asteraceae. Gene Ontology annotation, cellular component: cytoplasm. Gene Ontology annotation, molecular function: glutamine synthetase activity.